This is a messenger RNA of Dracunculus medinensis (Guinea worm), 396 nucleotides long. Lineage: Eukaryota; Metazoa; Nematoda; Chromadorea; Rhabditida; Dracunculidae. The record is from the annotation of a GenBank genome assembly.
AUGCGUAAUAUUACAUUUGGAGGAGUUCUUUACUGUGGAUAUAAACGAAUUCGUGGCAAUGAAGCAUUGAGGAAGGUCAAAAUUAAUAUUUCGAAUGAAUAUGAAGGUGACGAUAAAUUAUUGCCUAUGCGUACUCAAAUCUUAGAAUAUCAAGAUGGUUUUUUCACUGUUUACGGCGAAAUUGAUAUAUAUUCACGCCCAGCGAUGAAAUUUGAACCAGUUUUAAUUAUCGAAUAUCCUUGUGAAAUCGAUCCAGAAGAACCUUCAACCGUUCAUAGCUUUAUGUUUCCUGAAAUGUCUGGUGGAACAAUAUUUGAUAUUGGAAUCGUAAAUCUAAAAAUGUUUUUUUACUUUUGGCACAAGCGCUUUCGUGAUUACAGAUACGAUUUCGAAUAG